AUGGCAUCAAAGAUUCCUCAGUUACCAUCAAAGAUGAACCAGGUAUCACAAGUAGUGUCAGAUAUGGGAGUUUCACACUAUAAGUUAUUGUUGGAGAAGAACAAACACUACAUCCAGGAUCCACCCACCAUUGAAAAGUGUCAAUCGAUGGCCAAACAGUUGUUUUAUACUCGCCUUGCCAGGUGCACUCUCUUACCCUUGAUUCUUCACUUUCUAGGUUCUGUUAACUGCUCUAUAUUCACAGAACAAUUAGUCUUAAGCUAUGGUAUGUACUAUGGUUCUUUCAGCAUUCCUCAUCGUUACGAUUCAUUCUGGAAGGAAUUGAAUCAUGCAAAGAACCUAAUGAAGAACUGGAAGGACCUAAACAAGGCAAAUGUUGGUUUUGCUGCUUUGUUUAGACUCGAGUGUUUUGCAUGGUUUUGGGGAGCAAAAAAACCGUUCGCAUUCCCUUCCAACGUCCCUGAUUCGCUUCGCUGGAUCCAACGCUCACGGUCCGCUGAUGAAACCCACAUCAUGAUGGGGUGGCACUUGCUUUGUUCACGGGCAAGCCUGUCGUGGACUCACUGGGCCACAGUUGCCGGCGGCUCAACCCUUUCCGUUGGCUUGGCUCCGCCAAGUUACGCCGCGGCUCAAACUCAUCAAGCUUCGACCUAUGUCGUGAGUGGACUGGAAGAGAAGAGAGGGUGCAUUUUCCCUUUCUAUUUGAAGGCUGCGGAGUCAGUUAAAUCCGUGCCUUUUCAGCCAGUUUCCUCCAUCCACAAGCCAACCUCGAAGCUCAAUCAAUCUCUCUGCUUUUCCACUCAUCCAUCACACCCUAAACUGAAAGUUCUUUUUAGGGAUAGGAGGAUGCAGGAUCCAGCGUUAUUCCAACCCUUGAAACCCCACUUUCCCGAGCAAGAGCAACUUAAAUGUCCGCGUUGCGAUUCUAUCAACACCAAGUUCUGUUACUACAACAACUACAACCUCUCACAGCCUCGCCAUUUUUGCAAGAAUUGCAGAAGGUAUUGGACCAAAGGAGGUGCUUUGAGAAACAUCCCCGUUGGGGGUGGAAGCAGAAAGAACGCUAAACGAUCAUCCUCAUCCACCAACACCAAACGCGCUUCCCCGUCACCCGUUAUAGAACCCGACCCGAAUCAUAUUUGCUCUAACCCGGUUGGUGGUGGGAGUUUUGGUUCACUUUUGGCAUCAACUGGUCAUCUGGGGAACCUGUUGGAGGGUCUGAAGUCAAGUGGGGCGAAUCUAAAAGCUGUGCAAAUGGAGGAGUUUGGGGAGAAUGUUAGUUCUGGUCAUAUGGCGGAUCUGGGAUCGGGUCGGAACCCUGUGUUGGAGAUUGAAAGAAAUGGGAAUGCAGAGAGUUUUCUGAGUAUGCAAAAUGGUGAUUCAAGCUGUUGGAAUGGUACUAAUGCGUGGUCUAACCUUGCAAUUUUCACUCCUGGGUCUAGCUAUGAAAAUUAA
Molecule: messenger RNA, 1455 nt
Organism: Sphenostylis stenocarpa
Lineage: Eukaryota; Viridiplantae; Streptophyta; Magnoliopsida; Fabales; Fabaceae
Source: the annotation of a GenBank genome assembly